AUGGUACUGAGAGUAGAGGAGCUGGUAACAGGGAAGAAGAAUAGCAAUGGGGCCACAGGGGAAUUCCUUCCUGGGGAUUUCAGAGAUGGAGAAUAUGAAGCUGCCGUUGCUUUGGAGAAACAAGAGGAUUUGAAGACACUUCCAGUCCACCGCGUGAACCUGGAGGAGGAACAACAGAAGCGUGAGAAACAGCGAGAGGCAGAGCUCAAAAAGAAAAAACUAGAACAAAGGUCAAAGCUUGAGAACUUAGAAGACCUUGAAAUAAUCGUUCAGCUGAAGAAAAGAAAAAAGUACAAGAAAACUAAAGUUCCAGUUGUGAAGGAGCCAGAACCGGAAGUUAUUACUGAACCCGUGGAUGUGCCGAGGUUUCUGAAAGCUGCACUGGAGAACAAACUGCCUGUCGUAGAGAAAUUUCUGUCAGACAAGAACAGCCCCGAUGUCUGUGAUGAGUAUAAACGGACCGCUCUCCAUAGAGCAUGCUUAGAAGGACACUUGGCAAUUGUGGAGAAGCUAAUGGAAGCUGGAGCCCAGAUUGAAUUCCGUGAUAUGCUUGAAUCCACAGCCAUCCACUGGGCAUGUCGUGGAGGAAACCUGGACGUCCUGAAACUUUUGUUGAACAAAGGCGCCAAAAUCAGUGCUCGAGACAAGCUUCUCAGCACAGCUCUGCACGUGGCAGUGAGGACUGGUCAUUACGAGUGUGCGGAGCAUCUCAUCGCCUGCGAGGCGGAUCUCAACGCCAAGGACAGAGAAGGAGAUACCCCACUGCACGAUGCUGUGAGGUUGAAUCGUUAUAAGAUGAUUCGGCUCUUGAUGACCUUCGGGGCGGACCUCAACGUCAAGAACUGUGCUGGGAAGACCCCCAUGGACCUGGUCCUGCACUGGCAGAAUGGAACCAAAGCAAUAUUCGACAGCCUCAAAGAGAAUGCCUACAAAACCUCUCGCAUAGCUACAUUCUAAGGAAGGAGACUCUCGA
This is a messenger RNA of Arvicola amphibius (Eurasian water vole), 973 nucleotides long. RefSeq names its product ankyrin repeat domain 1 (gene Ankrd1). Gene Ontology annotation, molecular function: RNA polymerase II-specific DNA-binding transcription factor binding. NCBI's taxonomy places the organism in Eukaryota, Metazoa, Chordata, Mammalia, Rodentia, Cricetidae. The transcript is spliced from 9 exons. The coding region runs from base 1 to 957 and encodes 318 amino acids. Gene Ontology annotation, biological process: regulation of transcription by RNA polymerase II. The record is from RefSeq and is a predicted model, not a curated record. Gene Ontology annotation, cellular component: nucleus.